AUGUCGCCAACAGAUUCUCCAGCUUUUAGGCCAAAAUAUGUUCCGCUCCCUGAAGUGCUUCCUCCGGAAGAUGAAAGGAUACAGAAGGAGACAAAAUCGAGCAAGGACAAGCCGUCACCUAAACUGCACGUCAAAACUCACAAAACUCACAAAACUCACAAGCCUCAUAACUCUUUUGACACUGGUUAUGGUUCCGGGAUCUCCUCUCCGUGGUCGGUUGAAGACCGUUCACCAGAUCAAUAUCCUCGCAAUCCUCAAAGUGCAAAACAUUCGGGUAAUAGGACCGCGCAUGAGAUGAUUGACGGCAAGCUGUGCAAGGUCAUCUACUCUACCAAAGACGGCAAGCCUAUCCGCUACGUCAGUCGCUCCUCAGGCUCUCCUAAGAAUGCGGAUUAUGUUCAAGAAGCACCAGAACGGCUGGCAGAACCUUACAGAAAUAAAUACAAGGCAGUCAAAGAAACUUCCAGGGUGCUGCAAAAAGCUCUUGCGGAAGAAACCGAUACAGCUCGGUACAACUACACUGCAGCGAAGCAAGAAGAGGAUGCUCGUAUUCUAAACGCAUCUCGUGUCAACGAGCUCGAGUCUCGCCUCCGAGCCGUGACGUUGCAGUCGCAACUUCUUGAAGAUCAAGUGGCUGACGCUGAGCGGAAGAGACGAAAAGCCGAACGCAAGCUUGAGCGGAAAGAAAUUGAGGAUGAGCUCAAGGUGCGCAGAGAGGAAGCCAGACGUCGCGAAGAGAUCCUCGCCAAACAGCAAUGGGAACAGAUUGAGGCAAGCACAAGUCCCAUCCAACCAUCCAGACGUCGACCAACACUGCCUCCUCUCGUCAGUCAGGAGGACAGAAAGCCAGCAACGAGACGAGGUGCAGGCACUCUCGCGACUACAGGCUAUGGCCAGACCACAAUGACCUCUGCCACCAAAUCACCGAAUAUCCUCGCCUCCACAAGCCCCUCCAUGCAGGCUAUUUUUGAAGCACAGCGAGACUACGACGAAAGCCGCGUACCAACCCACAACGACGAGGAUAGGCGACUCGCCACUGAUACCCGGCGUGAUAGCUUCUACAAAUGA
This is a messenger RNA of Lithohypha guttulata, 1068 nucleotides long. RefSeq lists its product as uncharacterized. The coding region runs from base 1 to 1068 and encodes 355 amino acids. The transcript has 2 exons. The record is from RefSeq and is a predicted model, not a curated record. NCBI's taxonomy places the organism in Eukaryota, Fungi, Ascomycota, Eurotiomycetes, Chaetothyriales, Trichomeriaceae.